AAAACAUUUUUGUCCAAAAAAAAAGACCAACAUCUAGAGAAAUCUCCUACGACGUCGUUUUUAUUAGACUCCACGUACAUAAAGAAGCAGCCGAUCAGAUUGCCGCCAAAUCCCAAAAACAUCGCUUAUCCUGCUUCGACGGAGACGGCGGCGAAAGAAAGGAUGCAGAUCCAGGUGAAGUGCAGUUGCGGAGCGGAGAAGUGUCCAGAAUGGGCUAUUAUAGAGUUGCAAGGAGUGGUCGAAGUACAGCCCUCCUUCCAAGGUUCCCUCCAGAACCUCCAAAUCGGACGCCUUUGCCGCCCUUCUUCCCAGGAGAGUUACACUUUCACGGUGGGGUAUCAUGAACUGGUGGGAUCGAGAGUUGCCCUAAAGAAGCCAUUGUUGGUGAUGAAGAAAACCAAGCAGAUCAGCGAAGGAAGUUCUUCACCCGAGGUUGAAUUGGAGGUUAUCGGAAUUAUUCGGCAAAAAAUUUUGUUCAAGACCAGACCUAAAGCCCUAAUUUCCAAACCAGAACCCAUGGUUAAGGAAAGAGCUACUGCGGCAGCCCCUGCUGUCCCGAAGCCAUGAACCGCCACUUGAAGAGUCCAGAGUGAAAUUUGCUUAUAUGAGAGGUUCAAUCUUAUUUUAGAAACAUAUGCUUAGUUGGUUCUGUAUUGUAACCAUUUUCCCUUAAUGUUAGUAAAUCUUUAUAUACACCAACUUAAUAUCAUAUUAUUUUUAUAAAGAUUUAUUAUCUUC
Messenger RNA from Rubroshorea leprosula, 738 nucleotides. The record is from the annotation of a GenBank genome assembly. NCBI's taxonomy places the organism in Eukaryota, Viridiplantae, Streptophyta, Magnoliopsida, Malvales, Dipterocarpaceae.